UAAUUUUUUUUUUUAAAUUUUAAUUUCUCUCUAUUUAUAUUGUACAUGUUGUUGGCUUAUCCAUAGCAGUUGCCUCAAUACUUCACCUUUUUGGCUACUAUUCUUCUGCUUGUGUUUUUGACAAUAUUUUCAACUCCCAUGGCUGACUUGGAUACCAAUUCAAGUACUUGUGGUACUGAAGCUCAAGUGGAUUCUAUAGCAGUUGAGGUCACAAGUAAGGGUUCAGAAAAGGAGCUUGUGUUCUCAGAGGAUGAAGAAAUCCUUAUUACCAGAAUGUUCAACUUGGUUGGAGAAAGGUGGUCGCUGAUUGCUGGAAGAAUCCCAGGAAGAACUGCGGAGGAAAUCGAGAAGUACUGGAAUUCAAGAUACUCCACCAGCCAAUGAGAUGGAAGAAGAGGGUUGUUCUGAUUUCUGAGACCAGUGAAAGAAUAUUCACCUGUGUACUAGGAAUUUAAGAAAAUAUUUUUGGGGCAUAGGUUUAGCAGUUAUUGCAGAUUUACUAAUGGUGACAAGGUUUGUACUAUGAACAUUAUGGUAUUUUAAUUUAAGGUGCAAUGAAUUUUCUCUU
Molecule: messenger RNA, 568 nt
Organism: Ipomoea nil (Japanese morning glory)
Lineage: Eukaryota; Viridiplantae; Streptophyta; Magnoliopsida; Solanales; Convolvulaceae
Product: MYB-like transcription factor ETC1
Exons: 3
Coding region: 139-384 (81 amino acids)
Biological process (GO): cell differentiation
Cellular component (GO): nucleus
Molecular function (GO): transcription cis-regulatory region binding
Source: RefSeq, a predicted model, not a curated record